Linnemannia hyalina is the source of this 6048-nucleotide messenger RNA. NCBI's taxonomy places the organism in Eukaryota, Fungi, Mortierellomycota, Mortierellomycetes, Mortierellales, Mortierellaceae. The record is from the annotation of a GenBank genome assembly.
AUGGAUCCUCAACAACAACAGCAGGAUCUGUCGAGGUUGCCCCACCCAACGGAGGACAACCUCACCGCCAUCCUUUCAAAUCGGUUCCAGCAAGGCCAGUACUACACCCGGAUCGCCUCCUCGGUGGUUGUCCAGGUCAACCCUUACUUUCCCGGCAGAAUUGAACUCUCCGAGACGAAUCUCCAGGACCAGGUCUUGACCUACAAGGAUGGCGCACGCUUGAACUCUACUAACAACAACAACACAUCAUCACAGAGCAGCGAAGCAGCGACGAGGAUAGCGGCGUCUCCACAGGCGAUUGAGUUGGCCACGAGCGCCUACCUGCAUAUGCGGAGAACUGGUCAGGAUCAGUCCAUUAUCACCAGUGGUCAGAGUGGAAGUGGAAAGACAGAGGGCGCCCGGCAGGUUAUCCGCCAGUUGCUGGCGCUGAGCAGCGCACCCAAGAAGGAGGCCAGGGUCCAGAACCAGAUCACCUCGGCUGGUCUCAUCAUGGAGGCCUUUGGCCACGCCAAGACCAGCCUCAACGACAACGCCUCCCGUCUUGGUCGAUUCACAGAACUCCAGUUCAACGAGCGUGGUCGCCUGGUCGGAGCAAAGAUGCUGGAUUAUUUCCUGGAGAAGAAGAGGAUCAGUCGCUCGGCAUUGACCCCGGACGAGCGCAACUUUCACAUCUUUUACCAACUCUUGGCUGGCGCUACUGUCGAGGAAAAGACUCACCUCCGCUUGAACGAGGGCAUGGCCUUCCACUACCUCUCCCCGGCUUCGCUCAACAGGAACAGGACCCUCUCGGGCAUGGAUGAUGCACUGGAGUUUGGAAAGCUCAAGAACGCACUCAAGGUUCUUGGGUUCCAAAAGAAGCAAGUCGCUCAGAUCUUCCAGCUCUUGGCAGCAGUCUUGCACCUCGGCAACCUCACGUUCGAGGAAGACACCAGUCAUGCCAACGACGCUUGUGUGGUCCGGAAUGUCGACAACUUGAUCUUUGUGGCCGAUAUCCUUGGAGUUGAUCCCAACGCACUCCAGAACACCCUUACCUACAAGACCAAGCUGAUCAAGAAGGAGUUGUGCUCGGUCUUUUUGGAUGUCCAGGGUGCCGAGGCCCAGAGGGACGAAUUGUCCCAGGCGCUUUACUCGCUUCUCUUUUCAUGGAUGGUCGAGUUCUUUAACGUCAAGCUCUGCGACGAGACGCCCGCCAACUUUAUCGGAGUGGUCGACAUGUUUGGAUUCCAGCAGUUCACCGUCAACGGUCUGGAUCAGUUCUGUGUCAACUAUGCCAACGAGCGUCUUCACCAGUUCUUCCUGAACCGUGUCUUUGAGGCUGAUCAGGCUGACUUUGAGCUCGAGGGCAUCUCUGAAUCGAUCCCCAGGAUUAACUUUUUCGACAAUUCGGCCUGCCUUCAGAUGCUUGGACAGGAGAGCAACGACAGCAACGACGAGGAGGGUCUGAUUGGCAUCAUGUCUAGCCAGUCGAGACACUUGAGUCGCAAGACCGAUGCGACUAUGCUCGAGGCCUUCUCAAAGCAGUAUUCGCGCCAUGAUUCCUUGACGGUUACUCGCAACAUGAACGUCUUCCCCUCGUUCACUGUCCAGCAUUACUUGGCUCCUGUGACCUACAGAGUCGAGGGAUGGUUGGAGCAGAACGUCGACAACCUGAGCUCUGACUUUGUGACGCUUUUCCGUGGCGGUCCCGGUGUGUCGCCCAGCAUGAACCCCUUUGUCCAAGGUCUGUUCACCGACAAGGCCUUGACUACCGAAUCCCACCCUCGCAACAACAACACCAUCGUUGCCGCUCAGCAAUCGAUCAAGCCUAAGCGUGCUCCUUCGAUGCGUCGCCCCAAGAAGGUCGACGGUGAUACCAACAAGGAAAAGAGCGAGAUCGCCUCUGCUACACCCACACCCACCGCCGGCAAGGUCGUCUCCAUGGCCGCCCAGAUCCAAUCUGCCACCCAGGAGUUGUGCGAUUCUCUCGAGGAGACCACCCCCUGGUUCUUGGUCUGCUUGAAAUCGAACGAGACCAACAUGCCCAACCACGUCGACGCCAUUACCGUCAAGGCUCAGGUCCGCUCGCUCUGCCUCGCCCAGAUCUCCCAAAGACUUGCGAUCGAGUACACCAUUAGCUGCACACACCAGGAGUUCUUGGACCGCUACACUCCCCUCUUUGUCAACCUACUCGAGGACUGUGCUGCCGCAGCCACUACCAAGACUCGCAUGGAUCUCGUCUAUGCUGACGAGAAGUGGACCGUUCAGGACGCCAACGUGGGCAAGUACCGCGUCUACGUUUCGGAGAGAGCCUGGAGAGAGCUCGAGUACCGUCUCAAGAGCGAAACCGACAAGAAGGGCAAAAAGGACGGAGUGGAGCAGUCUGCCUCGGCAGUCGUCGGUGCCAUGGGUUUUGAGCAGGCUGUCCCCAUGCUCCCCUAUGGCAACGGACUCGAGACACCCAACAGCUUCCGCGGCGAGAUUCUCAACAUGUCGGAGGACGACCAGUCGAUCAACUCCAACACUGCGAUGGCAGCCCCUCUUCUCUUGCAACAGCAGCACUUGCAGCAGCACCAGGAAUUGCUCCAUCACCAGCAAAUGAUGCACCAACAGCAACAGAACCCCUAUUUGCACCACCAGCAACAACAGCACUUUAACGGUCUCCACCCUGCUCAAGCCUCCUUUAUGGUCAACGAGCGUCUCGAGAACCGUUCUUUCUACUCUGGCGACGACAACCAGUCCGAGUACGACCCUUACAUGCGUGGAGUUCUUCCUGGAGGCAAUGGUGCUGGCGGUAACCGUUUCGAGAACGAGUCCGUCUAUGGAGGAUCCGAGAUCUAUCGCCCCAACACAGGCAUGUUCAACGAUGCCGAGAAGCGCGGAAUGAUGAGACACAUGGACGGAUCUUCCCCCGAAGAGGAGCGCGACGAUGCUUUGGGCAAGGGUCAAGAUGUCACCAAGGAGAAGGGAGCCGAGGAUGAGGAUGAGGAGGAGAAGAUUCCCAUCACCAGAGCCCGUCGCAACUGGGUCUUCUUGACCUACUUCCUCACCUGGUGGAUCCCCAGCUUCUGUCUGAACAAGUGUGGAAAGAUGGUCCGACCCGAUAUCCGUAUGGCUUGGCGCGAGAAGGUCGCUCUGUGCAUCCUGAUCGGUUUCCUCUCGUUGAUUAUGGUCUUUUAUAUUGCUGUCCUUGGAGAGCUCAUGUGCCCCCACCAAUACGUCUACUCGAUGGGAGAGCUCUCGACCCACGGUGACAAGUCAGGAUCGCCUUUCACCAUGAUUCGUGGAGAGAUCUUUGACAUGGAAAACUUUAUGACCCAGCACAACCCCAACAUUGUCUCCAGGACCCAGCUUCUCCAGUAUGCCGGUAGAGAUGCCACACCCGCUUUCCCUGUCCAGAUCAGCGCUCUCUGUGAUGGUCUCGAUGGCUACGGUUCAGGAUCAGUCGAUCCCAGGAUUCAGAUGCCCAGCCAGGGCCCUGUCGACACCAACGCUGUCUACCACGACUUCCGAGCUUCCCGUAACGAUUCUCGUCCUGAUUGGUACUAUGAGAAGAUGGUCUUUAUGCGCCAAUGGCGUGUUGGUUUCUUGGCCUACACUCCCAAGGAUAUCAAGAACCAGGCUGCCGAUGACAGCACGAAGACGCGCUGGGCUAUCAUUGAUGGCAACAUCUACGACUUGACUGCGUACAUCCAGGCUGGUAACCAGGGUCAGUUUGCCGCCACGCCUGGUGGCGCUCUUCCUGCAGGAGGCAACGCUGCCUUCAUGGAUCAGUCGGUUGUCCAACUGUUUGCGACCAGCGCCGGAGAAGAUGUCACGACAAUGUUCAACGCCUUGCCUUUGGAGGCCAGCAAGAAGACCGCGAUGAUGAUCUGUCUCCGCAACCUGUUCUUUGUGGGUCGUGUUGAUAUCCGCACAGGAUUCCGAUGCCAGUUUGCCAACUAUAUGUUGUUGGUCCCCUCGAUCUUGAUUGUCUGCACCAUCGGAUUCAAGUUCUUGGCGGCCUUGCAGUUGGGAUCGAGACGCGAGCCCGAGGAGCACGACAAGUUUAUUAUUCUCCAGGUUCCUUGUUAUACCGAGGGCGAGGAAUCGCUUCGCAAGACCCUGGACUCUUUGGCUGCGCUCCGUUACGACGACAAGCGCAAACUGUUGUUCGUCAUUGCGGACGGAAUGAUUAUCGGUUCAGGAAACGAUCGCCCUACGCCCCGUAUUGUCCUCGAUAUCCUUGGAGUGGACCCCAACGUCGACCCCGAACCCCUCUCCUUCUUGAGUUUGGGUGAGGGCCACAAGCAGCACAACAUGGGCAAGGUCUACUCUGGUCUCUACGAGCACAACGGUCACGUCGUCCCCUACAUUGUCGUCGCCAAGGUCGGAACUCCCACCGAGCGCCAGCGUCCCGGAAACCGUGGAAAGCGUGAUUCCCAGAUGAUCUUGAUGCGCUUCCUGAACAAGGUCCAUUUCAACUCGGCAAUGACACCUCUUGAACUGGAGAUGUACCACCAGAUCAAGAACGUUAUCGGAGUCAACCCAUCCUUCUACGAGUACACGCUCAUGGUCGAUUCCGAUACCGAGGUCCUGCCCGACUCGCUCAACCGCAUGGUCUCUGUCUUCUUGCACGAUACCAAGGUUAUGGGUCUCUGUGGUGAGACCCAGAUUGCGAACGAGAAGGACUCCUGGGUGACGAUGAUGCAGGUCUACGAGUACUUUAUCUCCCAUCACUUGGCCAAGGCCUUCGAGUCUCUCUUUGGAUCCGUCACCUGUCUGCCCGGUUGUUUCUGUAUGUACCGUAUCCGCACGCCCACCAAGUCGACCCCACUCUUGAUCUCCAACAGCAUCAUUGACGAAUACUCUGAGAACCGAGUUGAUACUCUCCACAAGAAGAACUUGCUGCAUCUCGGAGAGGACCGAUACCUGACGACACUCAUGUUGAAGCAUUUCCCCAACUACAAGAUGACCUUCACGCCCGAUGCCCAGUGCCGGACCAACGUUCCCGAUCAGUGGAAGGUCUUGUUAUCCCAACGUCGUCGCUGGAUCAACUCUACGGUCCACAACCUGAUGGAGUUGGUCUUCUUGCCCCAGCUCUGCGGAUUCUGCUGUUUCUCGAUGCGGUUCAUUGUCAUGAUUGAUCUCUUUGCCACGCUCAUCAUGCCCGUCACCGUUGUCUAUAUCGGAUACCUCAUCUACACCAUUGCCUCGCACAAUUCUGCUGUCCCCAAGUUGGCCUUGAUCAUGAUGGGAGCUGUCUACGGUCUUCAGGCGGUGAUUUUCAUCCUCAGGAGGAAGUGGGAGCACAUUGGAUGGAUGAUUGUUUACAUCCUGGCCAUCCCAAUGUUCUCGUUCUACCUACCCCUGUACUCGUUCUGGCACUUUGACGACUUCUCGUGGGGUAACACCCGUCUGGUGGUUGGAGAGAAGGGUCGUAAAAAGGCCGUCUCUGCAGAUCAGUUGGAAGGCAAGCCCUUUGACCCCAAGUCGAUUCCUCAAAAGAAAUGGUCCGAUUACGAGCAAGAGCUCUGGGAGGUUGGAUCCACCCAUUCGCUCGAGUCCAAGGCGUCGAGAUACCCCGGCGGUCAGCAGUUCCCCUACGGCAACAACGGCGGCGGCGGCCUCCACAUGAAUUCACAUGGAUCUAGAGCAGGAUCUGUCUACGGUGGCGGUGCGAGUAAUGACCUGGCGGCGAUGAACAUGGGUAUGCCCAUGGCUGUCGGCGGUGGGCCCUUCAUGGGUAUGGCUGCUAGUGCCGGAAACUCUCGUCCCCAGUCGCCCGCCAUGGGCAUGGGCAUGAACCCACCCCAGAUCCCUGGAACCCCUACACGGUCGUACUCACCUGCACCUCAGUAUGCCUACCAGCAACAACAGCAGCAGCAGCAGCAGCCGGUGAUGAGCCAGCAGGGGAUGAGGAGCUCUUGGGGCGCUGGAUCGGUCUCGGGAGGAGGUAUUGCCAGCUCGCCGGGGCACCAGAGGAUGAGCAUUCAGUCUAAUGCGCCGCCAUUGUCGCAGUACCAGAUGCAGUUGUUGCAGCAGCAGCAGCAGCAGCAACAACAACAACAGCAGCAGGGACCACGGUAUUGA